CACUAUCAAUUACUCAUACGUGUUUGUAUGAACUGCUGGUAUCAGUUCCCUAAUUACCUCAUCUUACAUUAUUAGUACAGUAUUCAAAAAAAUCAUAUCAAUUGCUAGAGCAUGGAUAAUUCACAAAACGCGAGUUACCAAGCCGGCCAGGCCAAGGGCCAAAUGCAGGAAAAGGGAAGUCAAAUGAUGGAUAAGGCAAGCAAUGCGGCUCAAUCAGCUAAGGAAUCCAUGCAGGAGGCAGGGCAGCAGGCGAAGGCCACGGCACAAGGAGCAGCCGAUGCUGUUAAAAAUGCGACGGGGAUGAACAAAUGAAGAGGGUGCAGCAGCUUCAGCACCUCUGGUUUCAUGCACGAUUGAUCCCAGAUUUCUCUUGGUUGGAGUUGGACCUCUCUCUCACAUUUUAUCUCUUCUUCUGCUUUCUGCGUACUCUUUUGGCAAUUCCCUUUUUCUUGUAGAUGUUCAUCAUUUUAUCAGUUUUCCAUCUGUAAAAGAAAAGGGGGGAAAAAAAAAAAAAGAAAAAAGAGGGAGGGUCCGUACCUGUAAUCAUGCACGGGCCGCUUGACGACUUGAUCUAAUAAAAUUCCAGUAUUUCUUCUUGGUUCUCCAAC
Molecule: messenger RNA, 608 nt
Organism: Coffea arabica (coffee)
Lineage: Eukaryota; Viridiplantae; Streptophyta; Magnoliopsida; Gentianales; Rubiaceae
Source: RefSeq, a predicted model, not a curated record